Messenger RNA from Papaver somniferum (opium poppy), 4435 nucleotides. RefSeq lists its product as uncharacterized. The record is from RefSeq and is a predicted model, not a curated record. The transcript is spliced from 2 exons. Lineage: Eukaryota; Viridiplantae; Streptophyta; Magnoliopsida; Ranunculales; Papaveraceae. The coding region runs from base 198 to 4013 and encodes 1271 amino acids.
GUCGGGAUUUAUGGUGGGGUAUACCUUUAACAUGUGUCAGUUUCCAUUCACAAUCGAAAAAACAAAACAGAAACAGUUCUUCAUCUCUCUCUGUCUCUAGAUUACCCUUCCAAAUCUAAACAAAGUGGUCUUUAUCCGAUUGCGGGACAGAAUUCUGGGAUUCAGUAGUGUGGAGAUAGCGCCUCAGCGAAAGCAGAAUGGUGGGUAAUGAAGAAGUUAAGAAGGAGGAUGAGCAAAUAUACGAGUAUGACGUUCCGGACCCAGAAUUUUAUGAUUUCUUCAAGGAUAAGAAAAAAGAAUGCUUUGAAAUUGAUCAAAUGUGGGCUAUUUAUGAUGAGAUAGAUGGAAUGCCUAGAAGGUAUGCCAGGAUCAGGGAAGUUUAUUCACCUGGUUUUAAAGUUCGGAUGACUUGGUUAGAGCCAGAUCCUGACGACAAAGGUGUAAAAGAUUGGACUGAAGCGGAAUUACCUGUUGCUUGUGGUAAGUUCAUUCGAGACAGGAGUGACAAAUCCGAAGACCUUGAAAUUUUUUCUCAUAGACUUGAGUGGGAAAAAGGCGAUAGUUAUGCUUCCUAUAGGAUAUAUCCUAGAAAGGGCGAAACUUGGGCUGUCUUCGACAACUGGGAUAUAAAAUGGAGCUUUGAACCGAAGAAGCACAAGGACUUUCAGUAUAAAUUUGUGGAAGUUUUGUCAGAUUAUUCGGAGGAAUCAGGUGUUUUGGUUUCAUACUUGGUUAAGAUCCAAGGAUUUGUAAGCUUGUUCAAGCCAGCAACACGUAACGAUGGAAAUGCAUCCUUGCAGAUACCACCAAAUGAGAUUCUCAGGUUUUCACACCGUGCUCCUUCUCAUAGAACAACUGGUAGAGAAAGAGGAGACGUUCCUGCUGGUUAUUUUGAACUCGAUCCUGCUUCUGUACCUACUUGCAUAGAAGAGAUUCGCGAUCUUGAUUUGAAUGUGCCCAUUGAAUGUAUUGAUGCCAAAGAUGGUAUACCUUUAAUUGAGGACGAAUCACAUAUGGCGAACAUCAGGAAAACCUCUGGUGUAAGUUGUACUAUGCAAGGAGAGAAUUUUAAAUGUGGAAGUGGGUCUCCAAGCUUAUCAAAUGGGUGCUACGAGGAGAAGAUGAGUGAAGAAAAUGCUAGCCAUCUUUUGGAGCUGACUUCAAGUGGUUCAGAUAGCUCAAACAUCAAGGAGAUAGGUCUGGAUCCUGCUUCACUACCUUCUAACUUUGAAGAGACUUCCAAUCCUGUAAAUUUGAACUUGAAUUCUGAUAUUGUUGAUCCUGAUAGUCCUGUUUCUCUUGGAUCUUUGGAAGAGGAAAAUCCCUUUUUCUUCAAGAAGAGAGCCAACCCUGAUGAAAAGAGUUUCCUAGACGAAGGGAAUUCAGAAGUUAGAAAUGGGUCUCCAAGGUUAUUAAACGGAUGCCUUGAAGAAAAUGCAGAUCAUCCUUUUGGCAUAACUCCUUGUGGUUCAGGUCACGCCAAAAGCUGUAAUGUGUCAGAUACUGAAGCCAUGGGUCCAGAUCAUACUAUUUCUUCUAGUAAUGUUGAAGAGAGUUGUGUUCAUGCAGAUGAGAAAGCACUUGGUGAAAUCAAUAAUUCUUCCAAAUCUCCUGCAGCUGGAGGAAGGCUACUCAAGCGAAAGAAGAGGAAAAACCAUGAUGUGAAAGGGUCUCCAAGGUUAUCAAACGGGUGCUCUAAGAAGAAGCAUUGUAAAGAAACUUCUGCUUAUGCGGAGAAGAUUUCCAGUGAUUCACAGCAGGUGGAGAGCAAGUUGGAGAUCUAUCCUAGGAAAGGGGAGGUAUGGGCAUUAUGUAGAAGUGAUACAUCCAAAUGGCCGUGGUCUAACUCGUCUACUAUAAGUGAUGUUGACAUUGUUGAAGUUCUAGAAGACAACACGGAAAUGAUUAAAGUCUUAGUUUUGAAAACAGUCAUUGCGAGUACGAAAACUGUUUACAAACCCAAGAAAAGAUCAGGAAAUGACAUACUUGCGGAGAUACCAAGGGUUGAAUUGCAUAAAUUUUCACACAAAAUUCCUGUUCGACGGCGGACAAUGACAGGAUUGCAGGAAUGUUGGGAGCUGGAUAUGCGAGAAAAAUUCCCUGUUGAAGACUCCAUAGCUGAUGAGAGUAAGGGGCGUGAAGCUGCUAAUGAAUCUGAAUCAAUUGUUGGCCCAAAAGACAUUCCGGAUCAAGAAUUCCUUGAAUUUGUGGAUUCAGAUUUUAAUGACUUUGAUUUGGUUAGGAAAGAAGAUUGCUUUGCAGUAGGUCAGGUAUGGGCCUCUUAUGAUCGUAUAGACGGCAUGCCUAGAGGGUACGCUCGUAUCGAGAAAGUUUAUUCACCUGGUUUCAUGGUGGAGAUCACUACCUUAAAAGCUGAUCUAGAAGAAGCAGAUGAGGUUGGUUGGAUCCAUGAAGAUUUGCCUAUCACUUGUGGCAAGUUCAAACACGAUAUAACAUUAAUAGUCGAUGAUCGUGCUGCAUUUUCUCAUAGGGUUGAAUGGGAACUAGGCAUGGGUACAGGUUCUUACAGGAUAUAUCCGAGAAAAGGUGAAACUUGGGCUCUCUUCAAGAACGUGGAUGAUAUUAAACGGAGUUCUGAUCCUAUAAAUACUAGAAAUAUCAGGUAUGAAUAUGUAGAAAUCCUUUCAGAUUAUAGUGAGGAAUUAGGCGUUAAAGUUGCUUACUUGGUUAAGAUCAAAGGUUUUGUAAGCUUGUUCAUGAGAACCUUAUGCAACAGUAUGAAUUUCAUUCAAAUUACUCCAGAUGAACGGAUGAAAUUUUCACAUAAAGUUCCUUCAUUUAGAACGACUGGUAAAGAAAGAGAAGACGUUCCUGAAGGUUAUUUCGAGCUCGACCCUGCUUCUCUGCCUAGUAACCUGGAAGUGAUUUCUGAGUCUGAAGAUGUGCAAGUGAACACUAAAAAUGUUGAGGCUGUAACUAAUGAUAGUUCUGCAUCUCCAAAAGAGGAUAGUCCUUGUGCACGAAAGAAAAGAAAAACGAAUCCUCUUAACAGGAAUAGCCGGGACGCAGGAAACUCAAGAUAUGGAAGUUUGCUUCCAAUCACACCAAAAAGAUGGUGUAAUAAGAAGAAGCGAAGUGUUCUGAAACGGGUUGGAAGAAGUGGUUCCACUUUUGGCAACGGCAAUCCACUUAAUUUAUGUCGGACUGUUAUGAAUGAGAUUGGUAGUGAUGGUGUGGUCACUAAUACAGACAUUGUAACUGUGCAUAGGCCCGUGGGACUUUCAGAGUUUGUUCCUUGUGAUAUUCCAGACGCAGAAAAUUCUAACUUGAAGCUUGGAUUACCAUCAUCUUUUCAACUGAACCCUGAAGGAAUUCCUGAAGGACAACUGUAUGACUUUAGGGAUGAUAAAACCCAUGAAAAGUUUCAGCCUGGUCAGGUAUGGGCAGUGUAUUGCGACUUGGAUGGUUUACCCAAGUAUUAUGUUCAGGUGAAAACUGUUGAAGUAUUCCCUGAUUUCAAGGUGGAAGUAAAUUGGCUUCAAUCUUGUGCUCCACCAGAAGGUUUGAUCCGAUGUAAUGAUGUUAAUAUGCCUUUAAGCUGUGGCAUGUUUGAAACUGGUGAAACUCACACUUUUGAUGAUACGACUUAUUUCUUUCAUCACUUAACAGGAGUUUCUAAUGCUACGGAAAACAAGUUUGAGAUCUUCCCAAGGAAAGACGAGGUGUGGGCAUUAUACAGAAACUUUAGUCCCAGUAUGUCAUCUUCAGAUUUGCAGAAAUGUGAGUAUGACAUGGUUGUAGUUGUAGAAGAGCAAGUUCACUGGAUGAUCGUGUUGGUUCUACAAAAGUUCUCCUCUUGCAUGGAGUCAGUUUUCAUGCCUAAAUUAAAAGCAGGACAUCUCUUUCAUAUGGCUAUACCACGAUGUGAAUUGCUUCGAUUUUCUCAUCAAGUUCCUGCUUUUCGAUUGAGCGAUGACAAGUAUGGUAGCUUGCGAGGAUCUUGGGUACUUGAUUCUGAGUCCAUGCCACGUUGCUUGAUUUCCUCAAACUGAAGGUUCCAAGGUCAAAUUUAUUGUUCUUUCUUCUUUUUUUCUUUUCUUCAUGGUGUGGAGCCUUUUCUAGUUGCUUAAUCAAUACAUAAAUUGGAUGGAGCAAGUUCCACCAUCCAUAUCUGUUGCUCUGACACAUACCACGAAUGCAUCGAUGUGCAGCUCAUGACUUAGAAUACCUAGUUUGCAGGGUGUCUGAGUAGAGUUGGAAGAUAUCUAAUUGUGCUUCCUUCUUAUGACAAGGAGCUUCUUAGACUAGUAAAACUGACACAUGUGUACACACCGUAGACUUUGUAACGGUGUCAACUUUUUUUCCGUUUGGGAUAAUGUAUAUGCAUAAGCAGUAAUGCACUUUACAGAGAUGUAAAUGUAGUUCAACAAACUAUGUUAUAACAGGUCUAUGAAAUGCCACUUUUUUGUUAUGA